Peronospora matthiolae is the source of this 1752-nucleotide messenger RNA. The record is from the annotation of a GenBank genome assembly. NCBI's taxonomy places the organism in Eukaryota, Oomycota, Peronosporomycetes, Peronosporales, Peronosporaceae.
AUGGCCCACGAGCUCGUCAGUCCUCACUGUUCAUCCUGGUCGUUCAGCAACAGCUUCAACUUGUGUGGCACAGAGCCGAGCUCAAGUCACGAAAAGUUUGAUACAGCAUCCACUGUCACUGCCAGUCCAGUGCACGCUGAGAGCUACACCGGUCGAUUGGGAUUCUACGAAGCGGCGUUGUCUCCAAUGCCAACAGUUCCAGAACACGAGAUCGGCCAUCGAUUCCGUCGUACUAUGGCGCUUCUCGUUAACUACUUUGCUGCCGGACUCUUCCACGGUAUCGUGCCAGCUUUGGUGUACCCGCUGUUCAAAAUCCGUCUCGGACUACAGAGCUACCAAGCUAACGCAGUGCAGACACUCUUACAUUGUGCAUGGCACAGCAAAGUCCUGCUCUGUCUGCUCACGGACUGUGUGCCAAUUUGUGGUCGCAGACGCACCCCAUACCUCUACAUAGGAUGGACAUUGGUGCUGGCAAUCUUCGGAUUCGUGAUAAUAUUGUAUCCAAGCUUGUUCACCGACGCUGGAGCUGUUGAAUCCCCAGCGCUCGUUUUGGUGAUCAGUGCUGCAUCGGUAGGCUACUUGCUCGUUGAUGCGAGUUGUGACGGGAUCAUGGUGGAAACGGUCCAACUGGAUAACCAAUGCGAGGAAAGAGGUCGGCGAAAUACGUCAAAUUUUCUCCAGACCGCUGUGCAUGCCGUGCGAUUCGUUGCCGAGCUGUUUGGGACGCUUCUCAUUGCGGUCGGAAUGAACUCAGAAGCGUACGGGGGUAGAUUUCCAUUUGAACUGUCGUUGCGUGCCCUCUUCAAGAUUCUGAUUGCCAUUGCGAUGAUAGCUUUGGGUGCUACAGCAUGGGGCUUGCGAGAGUCGCGAUCGGAGAUUGGGUACGCCAUCGGCACAGACACAUUAGGUGCUCCAAUGCCGGGUUUGCGAGCAAAACUGGGCGAGUUUUGGUCCAUCAUGCACCAACAAGCAACUUGGCAUAUCGCCUGCUUGGGAUUUUUGCAGAAGAUGUGCCUCUCGUUUGGAAUGGACUCGGCUCCACUCUCCCAGGCCAUACACGAAUUCUGGCUGCACACUGAUCCUUUCAUGAAGAACCUGUUUCUCGCGCUUGCAAAUGGUGGCGUGUGUGUCGCAGCUUCCCUCUUCGUGCACCGGUGUCUCCUGUAUUCAAGCUGGCAUUCAUCACUACUCAUCGCGCUACUAGGUGGGCUUGUUGUUAGCAUACCCACUAUCAUGGUUGUCGUAUUCGAUGUGUGGCGCAGUAAAGUCUUUUUUCUGAUUGCCACGGCGGUCACUGGGUUCUCGGACUGUAUUGCUAUGGUCGUUCGGAUGCUCGUGGUCGUGGAAAUUGCUGAGCCCGGCCUUGAAAGCAGUACUUAUGGCCUGGUUACUUCCGUGUACAAUCUCGCAGACCCUGUGGCAACUGCGAUGAGCAAUGCAAUCGGAGCACGGUUUCAGGCCUUUGACAUGGAUAUGAAACAAGACUCCCACGACGUCCGUGUACGAGUUGGGGUGCUCUUCACUGUGCUUUUCAGCGUGCGAGCGUUGGUAGGUUUGGGUACACUACGUUUGCUUCCCCGACAUAAACAGGAUGCCCGCGAGUUGAAAGCUCGAGGAGGAUCCAGUCGACAAAUGACGCUGGCAGUGUUUUUGGCAAUCGGUAUCGCCUUCCUCGCUGCUUUUACUGCCAACUUGCUGUCAGUAUUCAGCAGCACAUCUUGUCUACGAGUUGCCGGUGGGGCGGGUUGUUGA